GUGACGUCAACGCGUUUCUGAAGACCCAACCCAACCGGAAGACUGAUUUCUCAUCAUUUUGAUGCGAUGCAAAUCUGUGACUGUCAACAAUACGUUCACUAAUCUUUUUGCCCAGAGGCGAACAGAUUGAUACAAUGCCCUUAUUUGAUGUGUUGGGAAGUGGAGGAGAGAAGACUGCGAUCGUCAUUGAUUUAGGAGCAGCAUACACAAAAUGUGGCUUCGCAGGGGAAACAGGGCCCAGGUUCAUAAUUCCAAGUGAGAUCCGGAAACCAGGACAACAACAGGCCAUCAAAGUGGUUCAGUACAACAUCAACACAGAAGAGCUUUAUGUCAUUCUCAAAGAGUUUAUCCAUAUACUAUACUUCAGACACUUGCUCGUGAAUCCUCGCGACAGAAGAGUGGUCAUCAUCGAGUCCAUCCUCUGCCCAUCUAACUUCAGGGAGACUCUCACCAAGGUUUUCUUCAAACAGUUUGAGGUGCCCUCUGUGCUGUUUGCCCCUAGCCACCUCAUGGCCAUCAUGACUUUGGGCAUCAGCUCUGCUCUAGUGAUGGACUGUGGAUACACAGAGACACUGGUGCUGCCUGUUUAUGAGUGCACUCCUAUUUUGCCAGCUUGGGAGGCUUUGCCUUUGGGAGGAAAAGCCAUCUAUAAAGAGUUAGAUGGACUACUUGUGGAGCAGUGCACCGUGGACACUGACAUCACCACAGGGCAGAGUGUACCAGCUGCCGUUGGGACCAUCCCAGAGGAGACUGUGGAGGAUAUCAAGGUCAGAACAUGCUUUGUUAGUGACUUGCAGAGAGGCCUCAAGAUCCAGGAAGCCAAAUUCAACCUGGACGGUACAGCAGAGCGCCCAGCUCCUCCUCCAGAUGUUGAUUAUCCUCUGGAUGGGGAGAAAAUCCUGCAUGUCAAAGGAUCAAUCAGGGACUCUGUGAUGGAGAUGCUUUUUGAACAGGACAAUGAGGAGAAGAGUGUUGCCUCUUUGAUACUUGACACUCUGGUCAAGUGCCCCAUUGACACCCGUAAAGUGCUCUCUGAGAACCUGGUGGUGAUCGGAGGCACGGCCAUGCUGCCGGGCUUCCUGCACCGUCUGCUAGCAGAGAUACGCCUCCUGGUGGAGAAACCCAAGUACAGCAAUGUACUGGCUAGCAAGAGCUUCCGUAUACAUGCUCCCCCUGCCAAGCCCAACUGCACCGCCUGGCUUGGAGGUGCAAUCUUUGGGGCCCUUCAGGACAUCCUGGGCAGUAGGUCGGUGUCACGGGACUACUACAACCAGACGGGUCGCAUCCCAGACUGGUGCUGCUUGAGCUCCCCUCCUCCAGAGUCUCUGUAUGAAGCAGGAAAGACCCCUCCUCCUCUUAUGAAGAGAGCCUUCUCCACAGAGAAGUAGAAUGUAGUUUAACCCAGUUCAUACAACGUACUCACCAUUCCACUACUUGAUAGAGCAGUAAUGUAACAUGUCAACACAAACCCCAUUCAUGUGUUAACUAUACAAACCGCUCAUGAGGUUUUUAAUGUCCAGUAGUUACAUCUAGGUUUUUGUAUGCAGUGAUUGUGAACUGUUUGAUGAUCAGGUGACCUGGUUUUCUGAGCUUAGCAGACAGAGCGGUUAUUGAGACUUUAAGCAUUUACACUGAUAUUACAGUGUUAAAAUUGGAAAUGGUUUCUGUGCUACAUGCAGCCAUGUCUGAUGUGAUGAGCAAGACACUGAACCUGUAUGUGCUUGCUCUCACACGCGCUACAGUUUGCUCAGCAGAAAUGUGCCAGAUAACAGUCUGGUUGACUUUUAGUCAUCCAUUUGUCACAGAAUAAUAGAAGAUGUUGCUAGGCUUUGGAGAAAGUUGACGUUAUUUCAGUGCAAUUAUGAGGAAGUGUGGAAAUCCCACUUUGCCAGUAAUACACCAUGGAGUUUUUCCCAAAAGAAAAAAACAAACAUUUAUUUAUUAUUUGUACUCAACUCUUUAAAGUGGUUGAAAUGCAUUAAAGGCUCUACACAUUCA
This is a messenger RNA of Monopterus albus (swamp eel), 1998 nucleotides long. It is a transcript of the gene actr10, whose product is annotated as actin related protein 10. The record is from RefSeq and is a predicted model, not a curated record. The coding region runs from base 135 to 1388 and encodes 417 amino acids. The transcript has 13 exons. NCBI's taxonomy places the organism in Eukaryota, Metazoa, Chordata, Actinopteri, Synbranchiformes, Synbranchidae.